AUGUGUCCAUAUAUGAUUCAUAAACUUAUAAGCGGGCGCAAACGAAAACUAAAAUUUUUAUUUUAUUUUUCUUUCAUCCAUUUUCUAGCGAUCAUGUCGAUUUAUAAUAUCUUAUUUUAUCUUAUGGCCAAAAUUAUUCAUUUCAUUUAUGAUUAUAUUCUGCUAUUUAAAUUGUGGAAUUUUAUUUGGAAACGUUUCACUUAUUUUGUCUUUAAUUCCUGUUCUAUUGUGCAAUUAUUUACAAUGCUAUCCGAACGAAAAUUAAAUUUAAACGAAUUUAUUGAAAUCAUCGAACGUAUAGAUCAACAUGAAAGGAUUAUCAAAAAUUUAUCCGAUCGUGUGGAAAAAUUGGAAUGGGAUCUUAAUCGUUGUCUUUGUAAAGGAAGCAAUCUUCAUGAGCAGAUCAAUCUAAGUGACAUAUCGAUUGAUGAUUCGAAUGUCAAGACUAUGGAAGUAAUGAAUAUUCCAAUACCGCCUCCACCACCACCACCACCACCGAAAGAAUUCAAUUUCACUAGUACUCCUAAUCCAGUUUUUGUAUCACAGCAGAAAAUUCAAUUCAACGGUGGCUUUGAUCAAAAUGAAGACGAUUUCGUUUCAAAUAAAAAACAAAGACUAUUUCUUGAUGAUCUAAUUCAACAACGUAAAUUAUUGCGAAAAAUUACUCGAAAUUCGUUACUAGGUAUCAAUGAUCAUCGAAAUCUUAUAAAUCAAUCAUUAAACGAUAUGGUACAGAAUGCUUUGAAACGAAAAUUUGCCAAUAUCAAUCAUUCCAGCACAAUGACAUCAAUGGAUGAAAGUCAAUUUUCCGACCGAAACGAAUUCAGUAUGUAAAUAACAAUGAAAUCAUAGACAACGAUUUAAGUAUAUAUGAUGAUUAAUUUUUUUUUUAUCAAGAACAAUUUUUAUUUUUCGUAUUUAUGAAAUGAAUUGUAAUUUGUAAUUCUUUUACAUUAAACUAUAUAUUUAGAUUUGA
Molecule: messenger RNA, 976 nt
Organism: Dermatophagoides farinae (American house dust mite)
Lineage: Eukaryota; Metazoa; Arthropoda; Arachnida; Sarcoptiformes; Pyroglyphidae
Source: RefSeq, a predicted model, not a curated record